This is a messenger RNA of Paramacrobiotus metropolitanus, 1646 nucleotides long. RefSeq lists its product as uncharacterized. The transcript is spliced from 3 exons. The coding region runs from base 196 to 1503 and encodes 435 amino acids. Lineage: Eukaryota; Metazoa; Tardigrada; Eutardigrada; Parachela; Macrobiotidae. The record is from RefSeq and is a predicted model, not a curated record.
UGGUUUUGCGCUAACCGUAUCCAUGCAGUUGAUAAGCACUGCUAAUACAGUGUGCCGCAGCCAGGUCCGUCGAGUCUGACCGGUGAUUAAGUGGCCAACACAACCAGUCCACUAACGGAUUUCCACACACAUUUUCGUCUUAGCACCGGAAGCGCCGCUAAUCCUUUUUUCGACCACCCUUCAGUAAUUGUUUAUAUGAAGACCACCAUGAUCGUAAUUGCGGUCAAUCUUCUCCUCAGCUGCAUGUACGUGUUGAGCCAACACGCGCACCACGGAGCGGCAGUGCUGCAGUCAUCGCCGCUGCAGCAAAGUCCCGCCGGAGCGACACCAGUUGCCGGCGAACUGCGAGGUUCCGCCACGGAAGCGGACGCGGUAAAAUCUGUCCAACUGCGGGAACUGCAAGUUGGCCCAUCACGUGGCAGUAUUUCCAAAGCGCCGACUUCCAAGCGUUAUCACGAUGUACUGGAGAAACCGAAAUUUCUCCCGUAUACGCAGUCAGAAGGUGGCCGCGAGCGCCCGAAGAAACACCAGCAACAGCAGCAGCAACAGCAGUCUGCCGACAGCAGCGGUUCUAACGGCAAAGUCAGCUACGAAAUCAAAGUAUAUAUUCCGCGACCGGAAGCGGCACCAUCCGAGUCCGUUCCAGAACGAAUCGCUGCAUCCUCGGAAAUUUCACCCAGUCGAGCCGAACCGGAAUACAUGAUCUCGCCGCACUACGCCUACGACGACAGACCACCGCCCAUCGCCAAAUACGGCCACUAUGGAAUGCCGGCUGUGAAGCCGGUUCACGACACAAAACCCUAUUAUUAUGUUCCCGUCUAUGAAGAUCCCAACGCGCCCGAACCCAAAACACCCGCCAGCAAACUAUACCACCCCAACGAUCGCGAGGUGUACAAACCUCGCCUGGUGGAGGUAUCUCACCCGAACAGUCCCGAACACAAGACGUCCGAGGAUGCCUCUCGACCGGUGACCUUUGUAGAGGUCAAACCGGUUAAGACCGCUGAGCCAGCGUAUCCGCCCAGCUACAAACCAAAAAAACCAUUAUACGGAACAUCCGAACGUCCCGCGUACGAUAGCCGGGACCGUGAGCACGGUUACGUGCGCCCUAAUACCGAAACGUACGUCAUCGGGGAUUACGUACCGUAUGAAUUGCAGCAAACAACGGAUCCUCCCGUGGCUGCCGCCGACAAGGAAACCGCGUACUACGAAAAGAUCGCCGCCGAGCCGUCGUAUAAUGAAGUGCAAAGGUCACGGCCACGGGGUCCCGAUGGGUAUGGAUACGGGUCACCGGGUUAUUAUCAUUCACCGCCGCCUCCUCCACCGCCCGUCUAUCAAGCGGCGCCGUCCUACUACUACGUGUAUCCUUACCAUGGAAAUUAUGGGCAACAUGGCAGCGGCUACUACAGUCAAAACAGCCACGGUGCAGGGGGACAGUAUCGUGGACAGCAUCCCAGGCCGCUAUACUCCGGCUACGGAUACGCGGCCUUUGCACCUUACAGAUGAAAGUCAAGCAAGAUCAAUGUUAAAACCAAAUACGGUGGUUGUACUGGUUAUUGUAGUAUUAGGAUGCUUUCGCAGGUAAAGCUGAUCAAAAGGGCGAAUCCCAUUCCGGGCAGGGCGCAGUCGCACGAGUUGCAAUUGUUAUG